Messenger RNA from Manihot esculenta (cassava), 2144 nucleotides. Its product is annotated as chaperone protein dnaJ A6, chloroplastic. Gene Ontology annotation, cellular component: cytoplasm. Gene Ontology annotation, biological process: response to heat; protein refolding. Gene Ontology annotation, molecular function: ATP binding; heat shock protein binding. Bases 436 to 1770 code for a protein of 444 amino acids. The transcript is spliced from 9 exons. The record is from RefSeq and is a predicted model, not a curated record. Lineage: Eukaryota; Viridiplantae; Streptophyta; Magnoliopsida; Malpighiales; Euphorbiaceae.
CUCAUAUUUCACCUUCUCCUCUGCUUUUUCUUCUGCCUGCAACUGAAAGUCGCCAAUCUCUCUCCCUCUGCGCGAGAGAGCGAAGAAGUCACCGACUCUUCAAUUGAAGGCCAGUAUUAGAGGCUUGGAAUUCUCUCCAUUUGGAAUCCUGCUGUUGCUGGGUGGGGUGAGAACGGUUGCUUGAAAAAAGAGCUAAGUUAAUAUUCUGAUGUACCAAACUGAACUUUAAUCUUUAAGCGUGGAUGUCCCUUGCAUUGUUAAUCCUUUAGAGCCUGUAAUCUUUGAGGCUUCAUCUACUAAAAUGGUGUCACUUUUCCUGAAGAAGAUAGGCAAAGUCUUCUGUUCUUGAUAUACAAUCAUUUACCACAUGUACACCUCGAAGAAAGGUCAGGUAACUUAGUAAGCUGGUUCUUUCCAUCGCUAAAAUUCUAUUGGAUGGCCACUAUACCUUGCGGAAGCACAUAUGUUGCUCAGUGGGGUAUUCGACCUCAGCUCAUGCUUAGAUCCUAUAUGCAAAAUAGGAUACUGACCUCUCAAUAUGGUCUUAAUAACAAGAUGAGCUAUUUGGCGGCACCUAGUUCAAGCCUAUUUUCAAGGGACACCUUUCCCAUAUUAUCUUUUGUGGGGCCAUCUCAAGCUUCACAUCAUCGUAGGGGAUCACGAUUUACAGUUAGAGCUGAUGCUGAUUACUAUUCUAUACUUGGUGUGUCAAAAAAUGCUAGUAAAUCUGAAAUCAAAAGUGCAUACAGGAAACUUGCUAGGAGUUACCAUCCUGAUGUGAACAAAGAAGCUGGGGCGGAGCAGAAGUUUAAGGAAAUUAGCAACGCAUAUGAGGUCUUAUCGGAUGAUGAGAAACGAUCUUUGUAUGACAGGUACGGUGAGGCUGGACUUAAAGGCGCUGGUAUGGGCAUGGGGGAUUUCAGCAAUCCUUUUGAUUUGUUUGAGUCACUAUUUGAGGGCAUGGGAGGAAUGGGAGGUAUGGGGGGCAUGGGGGGCAGAGCUUCCAGGAGUAGAGCAGUAGAUGGCCAGGAUGAAUAUUACAGUCUUAUCUUAACGUUUAAGGAAGCAGUUUUUGGAGUUGAAAAAGAGAUUGAGAUAACACGACUUGAGAGCUGUGGCACCUGCAAUGGUUCAGGUGCAAAACCUGGGACAAAGGCAUCUAAAUGUAAUACAUGUGGCGGCCAAGGCCAGGUUGUUUCUUCGGCAAGGACUCCAUUAGGUAUCUUCCAGCAGGUAACAACCUGCUCUACAUGUGGUGGGACAGGGGAAACAUUUACCCCUUGCAACGCAUGUUCCGGGGAUGGACGAGUAAGGAGGACAAAACGUAUCAGUUUGAAAGUGCCAGCUGGUGUGGACUCUGGAAGCCGUUUGAGGGUGCGAUCUGAAGGUAAUGCUGGAAGGAGAGGUGGAUCACCUGGAGACCUCUUCGUUAUUAUAGAAGUCAUCCCAGACCCUGUACUAAAACGUGAAGACACCAACAUCUUGUACACAUGCAAAGUGUCAUAUGUAGAUGCAAUUUUGGGUACAACAAUCAAGGUGCCAACAGUUGAUGGUAUGGUUGACCUCAAAGUCCCAGCUGGAACUCAGCCGAAUACAACUCUAGUGAUGUCGAAGAAAGGUGUCCCAGUGCUCAACAAAAGCAACAUGAGGGGUGAUCAGUUGGUUCGCGUACAAGUUGAAAUUCCAAAAAGAUUGAGCAGUGAAGAAAGAAAGCUCAUCGAGGAGCUUGCAGAUCUAAGCAAGGGCAAAACAGUGAGCAGUCGAAGAUGAUUGCGGAGACAUUAUCAAUCUCAUUCAUAUAUUUCUGGGCAGACCAGUGGUCAGAUCAUAUUCUCCACUUUGGAUGCAUCUUUGAAGUUGCUUGUUACAUGGAAAUUAGCUUUUAAAAGCUUAAGCACUCAAGUUUCUGUGAUGGUAGGUGGUGAGAAUUUUUGACCCAUAUAAUUUUAUCAUCUCGAAAAGGAAGGAGAUGAAGUAGGAAACAUUAGCUGGAGAUAUAUUGCUUUUUAGUUUGUUUAUCUUUUGAUUCUUAUAAGCAUUUGAUACUCUCUUGUUAAUCAUCUUUUGGGAUAGGCAAAAACAAAAGCUCAUGCAUUUGUAUUUCAUUUGUGGUGAGGUUUAAUAAGACAUAAAUUUUCAAUUUA